GAUCGGUUUGCCUCCCCUCCCAUGGCAAAGCUUCAAGUCAUCCUCCAUCUUCAACUUCACUGCCAUUGCUCAGUCAGACCACAAUUCGCGUCUAGAUACCCCGAAGACGAAACAGCGAGCAGGUCUUGCACACCAUAAUACCCCUCAGUGGAUUCACCCACUCGUCCUCCCAGCUCACAACAUGGAACCCGAAAAGCGCAAAUACGCCGCCGGGCCUUCCCUGCCACCCACCAGCGAAGACGACUCCAGCAAACGCCGCAAAGUGAUCGGUCCAGCUCCGCCUCCUCCGUCCGCCAGCGCAGAUGCCAAUACCUCCGACAACAGCUCCUCCGAUGACGACUCGGACGAUGACUUUGGACCCAGCCUCCCUCCGCCAGAAGGCACCGUCUCUUCUGUUCCCGACUCUAGUGCAGCACAACCCACGCCCUCCGAAACCAUCUCGGAAGCACCAAAAGCUCCCCAGCGCGACGCCUGGAUGCUUGAACCCAUCGACGGCUCGAACCGCAACUCCCGCGUCGAUCCCACGAAACUUCGCAAUCGGAAGUUCCAAACCGGACGGGGUGCCAACACUACGCCCAGUGCCGGCGGGCUAGAUGUUUCCUGGACCGAGACGCCAGAGCAGAAGAUGAAGCGGUUGCAGGAUGAGGUGCUGGGUGUACAGACACGGCCUACUGCUCCUGAUGCGGGGGAUUCGGCGGGAGGAGCGCGCGGCGCACAGCCCUCGCGGGCCAUGCAGGAGAAGAUCCAUCGGUAUAAUGAGGAAAAGAGAAAGGAGGAGGCAAAAGCGAGGGAUGCGGAGAGGAAGAAGAAGAAGGAUGGAGAAGAGGAGGAGGAUGAUCCUAGUGCUCGGGCGUUUGAUAAGGAGAAGGAUAUGUCGCUAUCGUCGAAGAUAACGCAUGCGCAGAGACGGGAGAUGAUGAAUAAGGCGGCAGACUUUGGGUCGAGAUUUACAAGUGGAAAGUUCCUGUGAUUGCGCGAAGCUUGUUCGGUAUUUUUUUACGAGGGCCUUGUCCGACUUGCUUCUCAUGGUUGCAGCUCUGUCGUACGCAAGUGUCGUACGGGCUAUCCGUUUGGUGAUCGAUUUUGUAUAGGGCGAUGACU
Aspergillus vadensis CBS 113365 is the source of this 1101-nucleotide messenger RNA. RefSeq names its product GPALPP motifs-containing protein 1. The transcript has a single exon. The record is from RefSeq and is a predicted model, not a curated record. Bases 182 to 970 code for a protein of 262 amino acids. Lineage: Eukaryota; Fungi; Ascomycota; Eurotiomycetes; Eurotiales; Aspergillaceae.